Pomacea canaliculata is the source of this 2266-nucleotide messenger RNA. Its product is annotated as neuronal acetylcholine receptor subunit alpha-10-like. Gene Ontology annotation, molecular function: acetylcholine-gated monoatomic cation-selective channel activity; transmembrane signaling receptor activity. The transcript is spliced from 7 exons. NCBI's taxonomy places the organism in Eukaryota, Metazoa, Mollusca, Gastropoda, Architaenioglossa, Ampullariidae. Gene Ontology annotation, cellular component: postsynaptic membrane; neuron projection; synapse. The record is from RefSeq and is a predicted model, not a curated record. The coding region runs from base 717 to 2141 and encodes 474 amino acids. Gene Ontology annotation, biological process: nervous system process; chemical synaptic transmission; monoatomic ion transmembrane transport.
UUAUUUCUGGCAGUUUACAGACACUUGAUAAAGGUGAGGAAAGUGAGGAGCGUCUGACGACUUCAGCAUGUGUUGAUGUUGUAGAGUGUUUGUACUUUAUUCAAGCAUUUAAUCUGAGAUGUUCCAGGGAAACAAACUGUCGUCUUUUUUAUCGCUUAUCGCGCAGACAGCCUGCUUCUCGCCUUCUUGUCUGGCUUUGGGAGCGAGUUCUGCUUUUAUGCAGACACUUCAUCUCGUUUCUUGGAUAACCGCUCUCGCAGCCUCUCCUUUUCUCUCUCCCCCCUCCUAUCCCGUCCCCCACCCGCUUGUACGCAUAUCGAACCAUCCUGACCCCCAUUCGGCCCAUCCAUCCGUCAGCUGGCCCAGAGUAUACCCUGAGUGCCUGCGUCUCACGCGGUCUUGAUGCACCGCCUGUGCACGCGAGGUUCUCGCGCUUCGCGGAGCAGCGUGACGUCAGCCUCGAACCAAUCGAUUGAUUAACAUCCAACAGGCUUCAAAAUGGCGUUGAGACAUCGUCUGCAGCAGGCCUGAUAGGCAUUUUUGUUUUCGUGAGCGCUGCCUGUCCUCCUUGUGCUUGUCUAUAUUUCUAGACAGUAAACAUCUCGCAGUCAGCAGGAGAGAGGAAGGCAACAUGGCGGACAGAACUGCCAGAGAGGUGUUGCGUGCUGCGCUGUGGUGGCCGUGCUUGUUCUGGCUGAUGGUGCUGGCUUCAGGAGAUGAGUCCCAGCGAGGGUCCAGAGCACAAGCUGUUUGCUCACCUCUUCCGCAACUACAGCUCCGAGUCCCGACCCGUCACCAACGCCAGCCACCCGGUCGUCGUCAACUUUGCCAUCUCCUUGAACCAGCUUCUGGAUCUUGAUGAGAAGAACCAGGUUCUGACAACAUCAGUCUGGAUAUACGAGCAAUGGCGGGACGAGAAUCUGGUGUGGCGCCCCAAGAGCUUCGAUGGUCAGCGGCUGCUGAUGAUUCCGGCAUCAAGCAUCUGGCUGCCAGACAUCUUCAUCUUUAACACGGCUGGCGACAGCAUCGAUGGCUUUGUCAAUGUCAGCGGAAGCAAGGUUGUCGUUCAGCACAGCGGAAGAGUUCGCUGGAUGGUGCCGCUGAUCGUCAACAGCGCCUGCGCAGUCGAUGUCACCUACUUCCCUUACGACCAGCAGGUGUGCGAAGUGAAGUUCGGGUCGUGGAUCUACGACCUCAGCCAGCUUGACCUCCGCCUGAGCGUCAAGGACCCUGACCUACACUACUACGUCAUGAACAGCGAGUAUGACCUCGUCAACGUGUCCUUGACCCGUGACGUCCUCAACGGGUCGUGUUGUCCUGGCGAGGGGUACCACGCCAUGGUCAACCUGUGCAUUCACCUCAAGCGGAAGUCUCUGUACUACGACUAUAUAGUUAUCGCUCCGACCAUCAUGCUUUGCGUCCUGACUCUCGCUUCCUUCUUGUUGCCAUGCCACCGAGGGGAGAAAAUAGCCAUCGGCUUAACCGUCUUUCUCACACUCUACGUUCUUCAGCUCCGCAUUGCUGACAAUGUCCCAGACACCAACUCUACGCCCAUUCUAGGUGUGUUUCUGUUCGUGGUGAUGACAUUCAAUUGCAUCUCCCUCAUCAUGGCCACUAUCGUCAUGAACAUCAAGAAGCGUGGGGACGAAAAGCAGUGCCCGGAUGUUCCAAAAUGGUUGCUCUUUUUGUGCCAUCGCAUCUUGAGCAGAAUCGUGUGUACACGUUAUCUUUGGAAAGAUGAAAUUCCGGUGCCUGAAGAGAAGCAUGACGGUACAGAUAACCACAGAUGCUUGGACAACCGCCAUUACUCCAGUGUCAGGACCGACGACCCGGCGACCUAUGAACCCAGGUCUGCUAGUCAUUCUGCUAGUCAUGUCCUUCAGCAGCUUCAGUCCUCUGUCGCCAGACAAAGGAAAAGGCUGCUCUUCCCCGGCACGACGGAUGAUGUACACCAUGCAAGGGAGAAAACUCCGCCGGAACGAGUUGCAGUUCCUGGACUGCGAAUGUUUCACAUGAAACGGCAGUGGUUCUUCGUGGCGGAGGUGGUGGACAAAUUCGCUUUUCUCAUUUACCUGGUCACCAUGUCUUUCACCAUCCUCAUGAUCCUCUACAUCGUCCCGGUCUACAUGCGUGAUCGAUAAUCGAUAAUGAACGAUAUUGAAUGAUUAAUCUUGUGGUGAAACAUAAUAAGAUAUUGAGUAUAGCUUCAACUACUAACCGUUAUCUUGUUUAUAGUUACCUUAAUCCAAAUAAAAAUGAAAACACC